GUCUGCUCUUGUUCUGUCAUGUCAUUUCAUUAAUAAGAUUACUUGUGACAACACAUGAAACCCAGACAAGAGUGUAUUAGUUGUGAAUAGAACAUAAGAGUGAAGAAUUUUAUUUGUUUCAGUUACUGUUCUUGUGAAUUUUAUUCAUGUUUUGGUGUUUAAGUGAGAUCUUUUUUCCUUUGAUGCAAAGAUUUGUAUAAGUUAGAUUGAAAAAAAAUAUUUAUUCUUUUAUUACUUACCUUCAAUAUAACUGUUGGAGAAUGCCAGAGAAAAAAGCUAACAAGAUAGGGAAAAACUCUUUAUCCUCUUCUGGACAAACAAGGGUUUUUAAGAAAAGCAGUCCCAAUGGCAAAAUAACAACUUAUUUGGGAAAGAGAGAUUUUAUUGAUCAUUUGUCUCAUAUUGAUCCUAUUGAUGGUGUUAUAUUAGUUGAUCCUGAGUAUCUGAAAGAUAGAAAGGUAUUUGCACAUAUUUUGGCUGCCUUCCGCUAUGGACGUGAAGAUUUGGAUGUUCUUGGACUUACUUUUAGAAAGGACCUAUAUCUUUCAUCAAUGCAGGUUUAUCCUCCCCUUAAAGAUACCAAGGAAUCCAAACCAUUGACUAGAUUACAAGAAAGACUCAUUAAGAAACUUGGACCAAAUGCUUAUCCUUUUUUCUUUGAGCUUCCUCCCAACUCUCCUGCAUCUGUUACACUUCAACCAGCUCCAGGAGACACUGGCAAGCCUUGUGGUGUUGAUUAUGAGCUUAAAACAUUUGUGGCUGACAACAUAGAUGAAAAACCACAUAAAAGGAAUUCAGUUCGUCUAGCAAUACGUAAAUUGACUUAUGCACCAGAAGAGCCAGCUCCUCAGCCUAAUGCUGAGGCUGUCAAAGAUUUUAUUAUGAGUCCUGGUAGCAUUCGAUUAGAGGCUUCUCUUGACAAGGAAAAAUAUUACCAUGGUGAAAGUAUUGCCAUCAAUGUACUUGUUGACAACAAUACAAACAAAACUGUGAAAAAGAUAAAAAUCUCAGUUCGACAGUUUGCAGAUAUUUGCUUGUUUUCCACUGCACAGUACAAAUGCACAGUUGCUGAUUUGGAGAGCGAGUAAGUGAUGCAUAUUUUUCAGCUUUUCUUUUCUUUUAGAGGUUGCUUGUAUGGUUUUGCCUGUAAAAAUCCAUAAAAAUAAGAAUCCCAGUCAGUGUAAAUUAAGUUAAUAGAAUACCUGUGAAAAUUGUGUUACAGCAUCUUGCAUGUAAUAUAAUAACACUAACUGCAAAGCCUUACAGAUAUUAGGCAAAUUUUUUAAAAAUUAUCUUUUGUUAGAUAUUCCCUUGUCUAAGUUUGUUGUUAAAAUUAAAAGUUAAUGGAAACAAUUUGGAAAAUGAACUAAAAAUUAAUUGAAAUGAUACCAUUAUGAUUAACCUUGUAAACUGGGAGCCUUUCUAAAUAGUAAAUAUUUUUUGAGUUGUGUACAUUACAUGACAGAGUAAGUUAGGCAAUUAUAAAUUAUAUAGGUAGAUUAUAUUAUUUUAUGUCUUUUUGUUUGAGUAGAUUUAUAUAACUGGUUUCCCAGAAAAAAGCACAAUGAAAAAUUACUGAAACUGAAAAAUCAGAGCCAAAUUUUCUAUUUGAGCAUUUUGCCAUGUUCAAUUUUCUGGUUGCAUUUUAAUGGUCAACAUGUAACUGAGUAUGAAUGAAUGUAAGUUCUGAAGCAACUGACAUUUGCAUGUGCUAUUCACCUUAGUAACUUAUCUUGAUAAAAGCAAUUUGUAUUCACUUAUUCAGUCAAAUAUUCGUUUGUGUGAAUUGUAACAUUUUAAUUAAUAAAGUGUAUUUGUAAUUGUAAAUUUCUAUUGAAUUGAAAAAAUAGCCAUGUUAUGCAAAAAAAAAAUGUCACAUCAGUGGCGUAGCUAGGAUUUUUGGGCCCCUAUGCAAAAAUUAUCAGAUGGCCCCCUUCGUCAGCUUUUAAGCUACAAUAGAGUUAAACUAAAAAAUCAACUGAUACUUAUGAUGGAGGACAUAAAAAAUAUAAAUAUUCUGUACAUUUUAUAUUUUAUAUGUCCUGAUUGUGUAUUUAUA
This is a messenger RNA of Physella acuta, 2059 nucleotides long. RefSeq names its product beta-arrestin-1. The record is from RefSeq and is a predicted model, not a curated record. NCBI's taxonomy places the organism in Eukaryota, Metazoa, Mollusca, Gastropoda, Physidae. Gene Ontology annotation, biological process: G protein-coupled receptor internalization; signal transduction. Gene Ontology annotation, cellular component: cytoplasm. Gene Ontology annotation, molecular function: G protein-coupled receptor binding.